UUCUCUUUACAUCACAUUCCUCACAUGGGUGUGGAGUUCGGAGAAUCUGCUGUCAUGGAGAAAUCAAACAGCAAUGUGUUUGAGCUGAUAGUUAAGAGAAGAGAGCCAACUCUGGUUUGCCCGGCAGAGGAAACCGAAAAGGGUCUCUACUUUCUGUCAAACCUGGACCAGAACAUCGCGGUGAUUGUUCGAACAAUCUAUGGAUUCAAGUCGGAGGAGAAAGGAAAUGACAAGGCAGGGGAAGUGAUCAGGAAUGCCUUGGAGAAACUUCUUGUCUACUAUUACCCUCUCGCGGGGCGGCUAACAAUCAGCUCGGAGGGAAAACUCAUCGUAAACUGCAGCAGAGAAGGCGUUGUUUUCGUCGAGGCUGAAGCAGAUUGUGUGAUGGAGGAGAUUGGAGAUCUGACAAAGCCUGAUUCGGAGACUCUUGGGAAGCUGGUCUAUGAUGUUCCUGGUGCAAAGAACAUACUAGAAAUGCCUCCUUUGGUUGCUCAGGUGACUAAAUUAAAAUGUGGAGGCUUUGUGCUUGGUCUGUGCCUAAACCAUUGCAUGGUUGAUGGAAUUGGUGCUAUGGAAUUUGUUAACUCAUGGGGUGAGACUGCCAGGGGAAUACCCUUAACUGCCCCUCCUUUUCUUGAUAGGACCAUUCUCAAGUCACGGGUCCCUUCUCGGAUUGAAUACCUACAUCGUGAAUUCUCCGAGAUUAAAGACGUUUCUUCCACCAACAAGCUCUAUGAGGAUAAAAUGCUCUACAAAUCCUUCUGUUUUGACCCUGAGAUGCUUGAAAAGCUAAAGAUGAAAGCUAAGGAAAAUGGAGCUCUAGAAAAAUGUACUACAUUCGAAGCACUCUCAGCGUUUGUGUGGAGAGGCCGAACCAAGGCGCUGAGAAUGUUGCCAGAGCAAGAGACAAAGCUCCUAUUUGCUGUUGAUGGAAGGCCUAAGUUUAUCCCACCACUUCCAAAAGGGUACUUUGGCAAUGGCAUAGUACUAACAAAUUCAAUUUGCCAAGCCGGCGAGCUCAUGGAGAAGCCCUUGUCCUUUGCAGUUAGGCUAGUCCAAGAAGCCAUUAACAUAGUAAACGACAGGUAUAUGAGAUCAGCCAUAGAUUACUUUGAAGUCACAAGAGCUAGGCCUUCUUUGGCUUCAACUCUUUUGAUCACUACUUGGUCUAGGCUGUCGUUUCAUAAAACGGAUUUCGGAUGGGGAGAGCCGGUUUUAUCAGGUCCAGUGGCACUGCCAGAGAAGGAGGUGAUAUUAUUCCUCUCUCAUGGGAAAGAGAGAAAUGGCAUAAAUGUGUUAUUGGGUCUGCCAGCUCCAGCCAUGAAAAUGUUCCAACAACUUAUGCAUAUCUAA
Messenger RNA from Morus notabilis, 1353 nucleotides. RefSeq names its product omega-hydroxypalmitate O-feruloyl transferase. Lineage: Eukaryota; Viridiplantae; Streptophyta; Magnoliopsida; Rosales; Moraceae. The transcript is spliced from 3 exons. Gene Ontology annotation, molecular function: acyltransferase activity, transferring groups other than amino-acyl groups. The record is from RefSeq and is a predicted model, not a curated record. Bases 25 to 1353 code for a protein of 442 amino acids.